Messenger RNA from Boleophthalmus pectinirostris (great blue-spotted mudskipper), 1125 nucleotides. Its product is annotated as pinopsin-like. Gene Ontology annotation, cellular component: membrane; photoreceptor outer segment. Gene Ontology annotation, molecular function: G protein-coupled receptor activity. The transcript is spliced from 5 exons. The record is from RefSeq and is a predicted model, not a curated record. Gene Ontology annotation, biological process: G protein-coupled receptor signaling pathway; visual perception. Bases 1 to 1125 code for a protein of 374 amino acids. NCBI's taxonomy places the organism in Eukaryota, Metazoa, Chordata, Actinopteri, Gobiiformes, Gobiidae.
AUGUCCGUACUUAGUCAAAACCUGAGCGCGCUGUCGGACCCCACAGUGCCCAGAGAAACAUCGCUCAGCAGGGCCGGACACACCGCUGUGGCCGUGGUAUUGGGGGUUAUUUUUGUCCUGGGCUUUUUGGGAAACUUCGUGGCAUUGCUGGUGUUCUCACGGUACUCCGUGCUCCGGACCCCUGUUAACCUGCUCCUGAUCAACAUAAGCGCCAGUGACAUGCUGGUUUGCAUCUUCGGGACCCCGAUGAGCUUCGCCGCCAGCGUACGCGGCAGGUGGCUCACCGGGAAUUACGGGUGCCGUUGGUACGGCUUCUCGAACGCGCUCUUCGGUAUUGUGUCUCUGGUUUCACUGUCACUCCUCUCAUUUGAACGCUACUCUGCAGUGCUCCACACUGUUCCAUCAGACUCCUCUCAGUUUGGACGUGCCCGCUUUGCUGUGGCCGCCUCUUGGGUUUACUCUCUGGCCUGGACCUUGCCUCCUUUGCUGGGCUGGAGCAGUUACGGUCCAGAGGGUCCCGGCACAACCUGCUCAGUUCAGUGGGACAUGCAGUCUCCCACAGCGCGCUCUUAUGUGAGCUGUCUGUUCACCUUUUGUCUGUUGCUGCCUCUACUUCUCAUGCUCUUCUGCUACGGGAGGAUCAUUAUGGCCGUGCGCACAGUCACAAAACAGGUCCCACGGUUGAGCACGUCCUCAGCAGAGAAGAGGGAGGGCCGUGUGCUCCUGAUGGUGGUCUCCAUGGUGACGGGUUACCUUGUCUGCUGGCUGCCGUACGGUGUGGUGGCAAUGCUCUUCUCAUUUGGACAUCCUGGAGCUGUGCCCCCUGUGGCCAGUCUAGUGCCCUCUCUGUUAGCUAAGACCAGCACAGUGCUGAACCCGGUCAUAUACGUGCUCCUCAACAAACAGUUCUCUAGAUGUUUCCGACACAUGUUCAGCUGGACCUCCGAGGCCACGCCGACCCCAGUGCAUCAGUCCUUCCCCAGCAGCAGAGGGGCCUGGAUGUACCCUCCAAAAAUGCCCUCAGUGGACCAAGACUCCUCUCCAAACACAUCCUUGCCCCAACCACAGAAACAAGAGCCGCAGCACACACAAACACCAGUGGACUAUUACAAUGGAGAUCCUUAA